UCAAAACCUAAUACCAAUAGCAAUUAAUCACAAAAAUUAAAUUCGACCUUUAAUAUCAAGAACCGUCACAACACCAUCAUCAUCAUGACUAGUUCCAGCUCUAGCUCUGGCUCUCCUUGUGGUGCUUGUAAGUUCCUUAGGAGGAAAUGUGCAAAGGGAUGUGUGUUUGCUCCAUACUUUUGUCAUGAACAAGGAGCUUCACACUUUGCAGCCAUUCACAAGGUCUUUGGAGCUAGCAAUGCUUCUAAGUUGCUCUCUCAUCUUCCCAUUAGCGAUCGCUGUGAAGCCGCUAUUACAAUCUCUUAUGAAGCUCAAGCUAGGCUUCAAGAUCCCAUCUAUGGCUGUGUUUCUCAUAUCUUUGCUCUCCAACAACAGGUUGUGAAUUUACAAGCAGAACUUGAGAUUCUAAAGCAACAAGCAGCACAAAGCAUGAUUUUUGCUGAUUCACCAACAUCAGAAAACCCUAAUAGUUACUAUGGAGACACUACUAAGGCUCCUUAUCAUCAUGAUCAUCAAAAUAUUUAUCAUCAUCAUGAUCAGACCCAUUUGGUUUACCAAACUGGAAGUUCUGGGACGGUUCAACACGGGGAUGCCACAGAGAGUAGUUACCACAACGAAACCUCCUCAGGCAUGGGGGAAUUCUCCAUCUACUCUGACUUGGAACAACACCUGAACACUUUCAAUCAGGAUCAUCUCAAAGAGCUUCAAUCAGCAAAUUUUGGCUACAUCUCCUUCUCGUGAUAUGGUUCUAUCAAGAAUAUGGGUUGAUUCUUAUCUAUAUCCGAUCUAUAUAAUAUAUAGCUUAUAUAUAAUGUUUGAAGAUUUUUUGAUGGUUUUAGUUUCGAUUGAAAAUGUUCCGUAGCUCAAAGAACCGGAUUUGUAUUUAUAAAUAAAAGUAGUAGAUGCCCUAGAAAUAUAUAAAGAUAUAUAUUUACAUCCUCAAGAUGUUUUUUUUAGAGUAUAUUUCGAUUUU
Arabidopsis thaliana (thale cress) is the source of this 973-nucleotide messenger RNA. It is a transcript of the gene LBD29, whose product is annotated as lateral organ boundaries-domain 29. Bases 85 to 741 code for a protein of 218 amino acids. The transcript is spliced from 2 exons. The record is from RefSeq and is marked reviewed. Lineage: Eukaryota; Viridiplantae; Streptophyta; Magnoliopsida; Brassicales; Brassicaceae.